Odocoileus virginianus texanus is the source of this 1064-nucleotide messenger RNA. NCBI's taxonomy places the organism in Eukaryota, Metazoa, Chordata, Mammalia, Artiodactyla, Cervidae. The record is from RefSeq and is a predicted model, not a curated record.
AUGGAAGUCUGGGUAGAUGAGCAACUGGCUUCUGAAAAGAGAAUUGCCAGAGAACUUGGUAUGUGGGCUGAGAAAGGGCAGGAAGGGAGACGGGAACUGGCUGAGUCAAAGAAGGGUUCUAGUUCUGAAAACACUGGGCAGAGGCUCACGGAGUCCCCUAAAAACCCAGAACAGAAGAUCAUUAAGAGAGUGAUUGCUCUUGAAGGAGAUAUUGUAAAAACUAUGGGACACAAAAACCGCUAUGUCAAAGUCCCCCGUGGUCACAUCUGGGUUGAAGGUGAUCAUCAUGGGCACAGUUUUGACAGUAAUUCAUUUGGGCCGGUUUCCCUAGGACUCCUGCAUGCCCAUGCUACACAUAUCCUGUGGCCUCCAGAGCGCUGGCAGAAAUUAGAGUCUGUUCUUCCUCCAGAGCGCUCGCCGGUUCAGAGUGAAGAGGACUGCCUUCAAGGAUCCCCCUAAGCUACUGCCACGGGGAGGCACCACGGCCGCCAGUCCCCGAAGUGGGGUGAAGAACAGCACUGAAAAGGGCAAAGCUUCUUGCAAGAAAUAUUUCUAUCUCAUUAAGAUGAUCUGUAUUAUUAGAGUUUUAAAAUAUUAAACAGUGUUAAAUGACACCUGAUAUUAUGUUAAAUUGUAAUACCGUGUUUAAUGUCCCCAAAAUGCAGACUUUUGGAAAUAUGGCAAUUUUAUUCCUAAAUGUCUCAAGGGGGAAACAGUUUGGAUUUUUAUGCAUACAUGUUCUAUUCAUUGUUAGAUUUUGAUUUGGGAGCUUUCUGCUGGAAGAAUAUGAAAACUAAUAUUUGAUGAAAGUAGAUAACUAUUCGUUUACUCUUAAGACGGAGCAUGAAGAAACAUUAUACACAUAGUGAUAGGAAAAACAUUAUAAUUGACAGGAUCUACAAUGCAGUGACUACCAGUUAGGAAGAACAGCAAACUAUGAUGCAAAAAUAAAACAUUGAUUUGUUCAGGUACUGUUUUGGGUGUUUAUCAUUAAAACGGUAAUAGUCCAUUAAUAAGGAAUAUAUUCUUUCUUUUUGGAAAUAAAGAAUUAAAAUGUUGGGGAA